Molecule: messenger RNA, 2573 nt
Organism: Daldinia vernicosa
Lineage: Eukaryota; Fungi; Ascomycota; Sordariomycetes; Xylariales; Hypoxylaceae
Exons: 3
Coding region: 500-2365 (621 amino acids)
Biological process (GO): regulation of transcription by RNA polymerase II
Cellular component (GO): RSC-type complex; nucleus
Molecular function (GO): DNA-binding transcription factor activity, RNA polymerase II-specific; DNA binding
Source: RefSeq, a predicted model, not a curated record
CUGCUACAACUACUUCACUACACGCCCACCCCCCUCUCUCCCUUCCCGCUCUCUAGCUCUCCUGUGUUGUUUUUUGUUCCAUCCCGACCCAGCUUGUCUCUAGUUUCGAGAGAACUCGGGGGUUCAAGGUGAGCUCUGUCUCACUCUGACUUGGUUACUGUCCUCUACCAUCUGGCCUCUUGUUUGCUCUUAUACCGCUUCAGCCCCGUCCUUCUAACUGGUUAUCUGUUGUGCUUGGGAUCAGUUUACCACCACCACACAAAAUUUCAACUCUCGGCAAAGCCUCAUAGUAUAUAUAUAUAUAUAUAUAUAUAUCAUUACCUCCCUUUCACAGGGCAGCGACCUUACGUCUAAUAUUUCGAUUGCAAUUUUUCAUAAUCAACAGCUUGAGAAUCGACAACAGAUCCGAACUACUUUCCUUCACAGUUUCGAUUAUUUUCACAUGUUUAAUAAAUAGCCCACUCUGGCCUAUCCGGUGACUACCCAAGACAGAUAUAAAAUGCACUAUCACACUCAUCCGGAUUUUCAUCCGGUCUAUAGUUUCCCUCAGGGAAACACCAUGCAAUACAACGAUAACCCGUACCAUAAUACUGGCUACCCUGGGUUUCAGUACAUGUAUGGCUACCAACCGCCUCGGAACCAUCUUAUCGCCGAUCGAGGUGUAUUGGCUGAUCCUAAAGCGGAAUCCAAGCCCCGGUUAUCUAAAGAAGAGGUCGAGAAACUCGAGAAGGUAUUCAGAGAAAACUCGAAACCUUCAAGCUCGGUUAAGGCGCAACUGGCCGACUCACUUGGCUUGGAGAGACCAAGAAUUAAUAAUUGGUUUCAAAACAGGCGUGCUAAGGCAAAGCAAGAAAAGAAGCAGCAAGAGUAUGAGGAGCAAAGAGCGAAAGAGAAGGCUAGCUCCGAGCCAGACUCACCCGAUGCAAGCUCGCAAGGCAGCUCGUCAGACCAGGCAGGCGAGAGUGCCCGACAGCGCGUACAACCUUCUUCCGCGCUUUUCCCUGACAUCAGCUCGAUUCCUCUGAAGGUUGAAGACGACUCCGACGACGAAGACACUGAAGAUGGCUCACCCGACACAAUCGAUUCGCCUUCUGGACAGGACCCAUCUGGCAGCCUUCAAGGCAACACGCCUAGCAACUUCCAGUCUCCAUUGCCAUUCGAUUUUUCGCAUUCUGGUGUGGCAGAAUUCACUCAUACUCAUCCCCAUCAAAAUUACCAUCAUUCCUCACCCAUGACGGACUUUACUCCUUGCAGUGUCGAAUAUUCUGAUCGAAGCGAACAGCUGACAAGCUUGGCUAAUAGCCUGCCGUCGCCUAAUGAGCAGUGUGCUGGUGCUGAACGCUCUGGUCAACAGUACCCUGCAAUAUUAGAAGCAGACUUGACCCCAACUGUAACACCGUUUACCCAAUCGCAACCAACUUUCACCACUCCCGGACUAGCCAGCAAUGCCAUGGAAUCGUUGCAGGACUAUGGUGAAAGCACGCCUAUGAGUGAGAGACGAACUUCACCGUUAAUGCCUCAAGGAAUACCAACUCCUACCGACUCUUUCAAGUCACCCCCGCCUCCCGCUAAUAUUGCUUCCCGCCGAAACAUCCCGCGGCCAGCAACUCUUCAAACGUCUUCGCUUAGAAGCCGCUCGUACAAUCUUGGCUAUGCGCCUAAAAUGCCACUAGACCCUUCGAGCCCCGGCUCAGCAAUACGGCGGAUCGCUUCGGGCACUGGCAAUCAUGGGAGAAUCCAGAAGCCCAGUUCGGGAUCACGUUCACCCAUGUUCGUGAACCGUAAUGCAGAAGCCUUAAUGAUGCAAUUUCAGAAUCGUUCUCCAGUAAUAUCGGUCUCUUCGAUGUUUCCCGGGGCCGCUCCUCCAACUCCGAUGACCCCUGCAGUUGUUGACAAACAGGAAAUUCGGGAAGCCCGACGCCCCGAGUACCAGUACGCACUGGGUAAUAACCUUCCUGUCAACGAGUCUAACCUCAAGACUCCGCCAGAUACUCCAAGCGUAUUGGCUCAAUUCGGCAACCCGAACUACCACGAGAAUCUAUUCAACCACAGAAUGAACUUUCCCUCCGAUCAACCAAUUUUUACACCUUUCGAGACCGAGUUUCCCGACCUCAGCAUGCAAAAUGUUCCUUGCUACGCCGAGCUGAGCGACGGUCUCCCCGCGACCCCCAUGUAUCCGAAUAUGAUGGGUUCCAUUCAAGAACAAAAUACAUACGCUCAGCACGCGGCGGGGAACACCCAAUUCGACUGGGAUGCUAAUGAAUCUGUCAACUCGAAGACUUCUCCCAACCAAUCCAGGUCAAGGUUAAUCCAAUUUACUCAGAACAUGACUCCCCAAGAUUAUACUAGCCAUCAGGAGAAGUGAAUUAUUUCUUCAUCAUAGCGAACCAACCAUACUGGAAUUCACCAACAUUAUCUAACACCUUUAUACCCGAUGAAGUUCCAAGCGUCUUGAAGCUUCACUCACCAAGCUAAACUUCAGUGACCGACCUCGUACGACUGAGGUCCUGUGUACCACCAAUGUUCUACGUCACUCGUCUAAUUGUCAAAUUAUCAGCAUUUGCAUUUAUCCC